GCAACAGUUGCUAAGUAAGUUAACAGUUUAGUGCUAAAGUCUGGAAGAGAGCCACUGCUUAAAUCUUCCCAAAUCCAGUGCCCAUACCUUAUGUGGCAAAGGCUUUUAGAACCGUUCUUUACCAUUAGGCACAUAACCACUGCCUAAUCAUGGCGAAUCAUUUCAUCCUUACCAGCCUCUAACAUCGUCCUAAAACCUUGAUCCUCUUCUAGCUUCCUUAAACUUCCAGAUUUUCUUAAAACUUUUAUUUCUGAUCUUAAGUGUACUUUAACUGCACAUAGUAAAAGAUAUCUUAAUUAUGAUCCGAAAUCCGAAUUACACGAAUUUUGUUUGCUGUGCUGUUUGUAAUAAAAUAAUUCCACCAGCCCCUUUGGGGGAAACCUUCAAACGGAUCCAUGAAUACAAGCCAUUUAAGACACGCUUUUACACUCACAAAGAUAUACUGGAUAUUGGGGCAAAUACUCUGAAUAAAGAAGAGCAAUUCCAAGAGGAAAUACUCAAAGAACGUAUUGCAAAAGCAGAAGCUGAUGUGUGGGUGCAGGCUGAUAAACGCCAAAAACAAGCAAUCGAGAAGGCACUUGAAGAAGCAAAUGACAAACACAAAAUGAAUAUUCAGAUUCUGAAAGAAGAACAUCAAAAAGACUUACAGGAAAUGGCAGCUAAAACCAAGAUAGAGAUUCACCAAAACAUGGAAGAUGAACUACAGAGAGAACACCUGGCUGCAGAACAACGCAUGGUGCAUAGAAUCCAAAGGAUUGUGAUGGAGUGCCACAGGGAGAAGGUCCAGGCUGUGGAGAAGGCCAGGGCUGAAGAGAGACAGAUGGCCCAGGAGGCAAUCCAGGCCCAGAAAAGAAUGGCCAUGGAGGAACUUUUGAAUACUGGUAUAACAGCUAUGAAGGAUCAAAAGAAGAACGUGAGCCAACUGAUAAAAGAAAAAGAACAUGAAAUGAACGUCUACUAUUGCAUGGCUCAGAGGCAGAAGCAAGAAGAGGUUCAGGAAGUACUCCAAGAGGCAGAGAAGACACAUCAGGCCACACUUGGAAAUGUGAUGGAUAAGCUGGUUAACACCCAGGGGGAGCUGCUGUCCAUAGUGAAACAACUAGGCAUCAUGACAAAUUGGAAGGAUUUCCUGGAGGAGGAAUUGCAGGAAACAAGGGCAGCAUUUCAAAAAUACAUCAAUUAUACAUUUCCUAAGCUUUCACCAGGACAUGCAGAUUUUAUUCUGCCAGAAAGAAAGAAAACACCUUCCAAUCUUAUUAUUGAGGAGAAUGAAACAACUCUUGAUUAGAAGAAGUCUUUAACUGAAAUUUCACUACAAAGCCAUUGUUCCGAACACUAAAUAAAUGAACUCAAAAACCA
Messenger RNA from Panthera uncia (snow leopard), 1359 nucleotides. It is a transcript of the gene CB2H6orf163, whose product is annotated as chromosome B2 C6orf163 homolog. Bases 299 to 1288 code for a protein of 329 amino acids. NCBI's taxonomy places the organism in Eukaryota, Metazoa, Chordata, Mammalia, Carnivora, Felidae. The record is from RefSeq and is a predicted model, not a curated record. The transcript is spliced from 5 exons.